Messenger RNA from Leishmania major strain Friedlin, 372 nucleotides. RefSeq lists its product as hypothetical. The transcript has a single exon. NCBI's taxonomy places the organism in Eukaryota, Euglenozoa, Kinetoplastea, Trypanosomatida, Trypanosomatidae. The coding region runs from base 1 to 372 and encodes 123 amino acids. The record is from RefSeq and is a predicted model, not a curated record.
AUGCAGUAUGUUGCCGAGCCCUCCUCCAUCCGCGUUUAUUACCGCGGAAACAAGUACGAUGUUCCGCUGGAGUUUGCAACUCGCAUGCAUCCAGGUGGCAGCAGCAUUCUGAUGCGGUAUAAGGACUGCGACAUCACAAAGGACUUUGAGAAGAUGAACCACUCCGUCGAUGCGGCGGUAAUUCUGAAUGAGUGGUUGGUUGAUGGCAAACAUUUCCCUGAAGCCUACAAGUCCGCGUCAUCCUGCAAGGCUGGAGAGGAUGAUGAAAGUCAGCAGAAAAAGGAGUAUGAUAAGUCGAAGCGCUGGAACCGCUUUCUCAUCGCAUUCGGAAUCGCUUCGAUUGUAACUGCAGUGGAAAUGCGCAAGCACUGA